ACCGAAACUCUCCUUCCGUCUCCUCUGGCCCGGUGGGCUGUUGGGUCUCUCCUAGAGUCGGAGCGCUCCUCCAGCUGUCGGAGAAAAGAACAGAAAGCUGAUAUUUUUUUUUCCUGGGGAUCCUUUGGCAUCACCCACAGCUUACAUUUUUCCAAAAUCUUUUUGAAAUCUUAGCGGAGAGUUGAAGAGUGAAAUAAUUUUUUGCAGAGCAUUUUUGGAUUUGGGGUUUUGUUUUUUCUCUCCCCCCAUUUAUAACUGUCAAGGCAGCCCAGCCAAUCAUGGUGAUGUUCAAGAAGAUCAAGUCUUUUGAGGUGGUCUUUAACGACCCUGAAAAGGUGUAUGGCAGCGGGGAGAAAGUGGCUGGCCGGGUGGUCGUGGAGGUGUGCGAAGUGACUCGAGUUAAAGCUGUCAGGAUCCUGGCGUGCGGAGUGGCCAAAGUCCUGUGGAUGCAGGGAUCCCAACAGUGCAAACAGACCUCUGAAUACCUGCGCUUCGAAGACACGCUUCUCCUGGAAGACCAGCCAACAGGUGAGAAUGAGAUGGUGAUCAUGAGACCUGGAAACAAAUAUGAGUACAAGUUCGGCUUUGAGCUUCCUCAGGGGCCUUUGGGAACAUCUUUCAAAGGAAAAUAUGGGUGUGUAGACUACUGGGUGAAGGCUUUUCUUGAUCGCCCCAGCCAGCCAACUCAAGAGACAAAGAAAUUCUUUGAAGUGAUGGAUUUAGUGGAUGUCAACACUCCUGAUUUAAUGGCUCCUGUGUCUGCUAAAAAGGAGAAGAAAGUUUCCUGCAUGUUUAUUCCUGAUGGACAAGUGUCUGUCUCUGCCCGAAUUGACAGAAAAGGAUUCUGUGAAGGUGAUGAAAUUUCCAUCCAUGCUGACUUUGAGAAUACAUGUUCGCGCAUCGUGGUUCCCAAAGCUGCCAUAGUAGCCCGCCACACUUACCUUGCCAAUGGUCAAACCAAAGUGCUGACACAGAAGUUGUCAUCCGUCAGAGGCAAUCACAUCAUUUCAGGAACCUGUGCAUCGUGGCGUGGCAAGAGCCUUCGGGUGCAAAAGAUCAGGCCUUCUAUCCUGGGCUGCAACAUCCUUCGAGUUGAAUACUCCUUAUUGAUCUAUGUUAGUGUCCCUGGCUCCAAGAAGGUCAUCCUUGAUCUGCCCCUGGUAAUCGGUAGCAGAUCAGGUCUGAGCAGUCGGACAUCGAGCAUGGCCAGUCGAACCAGCUCUGAAAUGAGUUGGAUAGAUCUCAACAUCCCCGAUACCCCAGAAGCUCCUCCUUGCUAUAUGGAUAUCAUUCCUGAAGAUCACCGAUUGGAGAGCCCCACUACUCCUCUACUAGAUGACACAGAUGGUUCCCAAGACAGCCCUAUUUUUAUGUAUGCUCCUGAGUUCAAGUUCAUGCCACCACCGACUUACACAGAGGUGGAUCCCUCCAUCCUCAACAACAAUGUGCAGUGAACUUGUGGAAGGAAAAGAAGCAGCUGUACUUAACAUGUUUCUUUCUGCCUCUCUUCCUGGACUCUUACUUUCUCAGAGACUGAACAGUCUCUACAGUUGGGGUAUGGGUCCACCCCAGCCUCUGACUCCCCAGUGUAGGAGGUGCUCAGCAGGCCAUCUCCAGGACCUUAAAUGAUGGUGCACACUCAUCCUCAGCCAGCGAGAUGAUGUGAAGUUGUGAUAUGGGAGUGUUUGCUGGAUGGGUUUAAAAACGCUAGAAAAACUCCGGCCCAUCCCAAUUUUGUCAAAUCUUGGUGGCCUCCUGACGUGGUCUUCCCCAGGUUUUUUGGAGGGGAUUGUAUAUCUUGAAUGUUGGUGCCAAUUUAGCAAACUAGGAAACAAAAAAAUCAUGGCCAAAUUUUUAGGACAAACUAGGAAAACAAAAAAAUCAUGGCCAAAUUUUUAGGACAAAAUCGUUGCCCUUCGUACACUUACGGGAGGAAAAAAACCCUUUCAGAGCAGAUUUGGUUUGAACUUUGGAGAGAGCUUCUUCCCAUGUGACUUUAAGAGAAGCAGCUCUAAGAUUGUCUUUGCUUAGAAUGUGCUUUAAUCUGGCUUAAAGCAGUUGUAACAACUAUGCCCCACCAAAGGUCUUAAAAGCUGUUUUUAGAGCCUUUUGCACUGUGUUCUCCUGUUGACAAACAUUUUCAUGUGGGAGAGUGUUUUUCUUUUCAUGUGACUCCUUGGAAUGGAUUCUGAGGUCAUCAUUCUUAGCACUUUAGUUCCUGUCAAAUUUUGGGUUGUGGUUGUUUUUUUUUUUCCCUAUAUCAAAUGUAAGCUAAAUCUGGUCUACUAUGUUUCUAGGGGUAAGCACAAUGACAAAAAAAUUUAGUGUUAUUCCUCACUUCUGAGACUUUGUCCCAGUGUACAGAAUUCUGUGAUUCUGACACUAAUUCUCUGAGAAGGGUUGGUGCUAUCAGCCUUGCCCACUGUGACUUCUCCACACCAAAGGAGGAACUCUAGAUUGAUGCCCACAGCACUGUGAUCAGAGCUUCCAGACUUUGCCUUGAGAAACGAAGAGGGCAAGUGUCUUCACCCAAAGCCCCCAGGGCUCCCUUUCUUCCCAAUGUUAGGAGGUAGGGAUGUCGAUAGCCCUCUCACUGCAGCCCCUAGCACUUGGUCAGUCACCCUCAGCCUUAACACUUUGUUCACUGUCCUGUGUCAGAGCACUGAGCUCCACCCUUUUCUGAGAAAGUAUGUCGGCUGAAGGUGGUUCAUUUGUUUUUUAAUUGUAUAUCUUUUUGUAUGAUAAAAACUAUAUUUUGUACUUAACCAGAUAUAUUUUCACCCCAAGUGGGGGGUAUUCUUUGUAAAAAAAUAAAAAUAAAAGUUUUUUCAUGAAAAAAA
Messenger RNA from Nyctereutes procyonoides (raccoon dog), 2840 nucleotides. It is a transcript of the gene TXNIP, whose product is annotated as thioredoxin interacting protein. Gene Ontology annotation, biological process: protein transport. Gene Ontology annotation, molecular function: ubiquitin protein ligase binding. The transcript is spliced from 8 exons. Gene Ontology annotation, cellular component: cytoplasm. Lineage: Eukaryota; Metazoa; Chordata; Mammalia; Carnivora; Canidae. The coding region runs from base 279 to 1454 and encodes 391 amino acids. The record is from RefSeq and is a predicted model, not a curated record.